Molecule: messenger RNA, 1820 nt
Organism: Glycine soja
Lineage: Eukaryota; Viridiplantae; Streptophyta; Magnoliopsida; Fabales; Fabaceae
Product: probable polygalacturonase
Exons: 6
Coding region: 123-1598 (491 amino acids)
Biological process (GO): carbohydrate metabolic process
Molecular function (GO): polygalacturonase activity
Source: RefSeq, a predicted model, not a curated record
GGUUAUUUUGUUAAACAACUCCUAUACAAUAAUCAUCCUCCUUUUGAAUUUUGAGAAUUCAUGAACCUAUUAGCCAUAACUUCCCCUAUAAAUACUUAACACAGCUUCUUCACUCUUCACAUAUGUCUCAAACAAAUACCAAAGUGCCUUUUCUUAGGAUGAAGCUCUUGUGGAAAUCUCACGUGAGGGUACAAGUAAUUAGAUUGGUUUGUGCUCUCCUUUUGGUGACACUGCUGAGCUCAGAGGUAGCUGAGAGCAGAAAAGCCAAAACUGCUAGAACUUCCUUUGAGUACAAAGCUAUAAAUUGCAGGGCUCAUAGUGCUUCAUUGAUUGAUUUUGGUGGUGUUGGAGAUGGAAAUACAUCAAAUACAAAGGCUUUUCAGUCUGCAAUCAGUCAUCUGAGUCAGUAUGCUUUUAAAGGAGGGGCUCAGCUGUAUGUUCCUGCUGGGAAGUGGCUUACUGGGAGUUUUAGUCUAAUCAGUCACUUCACUUUGUAUCUAAACAAAGAUGCUUUUCUUCUUGCAUCUCAGGAUAUUAGAGAGUGGCCUGUGAUUGAACCACUCCCAUCGUACGGUAGAGGAAGAGAUGCAGCAGCAGGAAGGUACACCAGCCUCAUAUUUGGAACAAACCUCACUGAUGUUAUUGUCACAGGUGACAAUGGCACCAUAGAUGGCCAGGGAGCAUUUUGGUGGCAGAAAUUUCACAAGAAAAAGCUGAAGUACACUCGCCCCUACUUGAUUGAAUUAAUGUUCUCAGACAAGAUUCAAAUCUCCAAUUUAACCCUCCUAAAUUCUCCAUCAUGGAAUGUUCAUCCAGUUUAUAGCAGCAAUAUUAUUAUUAAGGGCCUCACCAUCAUCGCUCCUGUCCCAUCUCCAAACACAGAUGGCAUUAAUCCAGAUUCUUGCACAAAUACAAGAAUUGAAGACUGUUACAUAGUUUCUGGAGAUGACUGUGUGGCAGUGAAGAGUGGGUGGGAUGAGUAUGGCAUAAAGUUUGGAUGGCCCACAAAACAACUAGUUAUCAGAAGGCUGACAUGCAUUUCUCCAGAAAGUGCAGCCAUUGCCUUGGGGAGUGAGAUGUCAGGUGGAAUCCAAGAUGUCAGAGCUGAGGACAUCACAGCCAUCCACACAGAAUCAGGUGUCAGAAUCAAGACAGCAGUAGGAAGAGGAGGGUAUGUGAAGGACAUAUAUGUCAAGAGAAUGACCAUGCACACCAUGAAAUGGGUAUUUUGGAUGACUGGUAACUAUGGUUCACAUGCUGAUAGCCACUAUGAUCCUAAUGCUUUGCCUGAGAUCAAUGGCAUCAACUAUAGAGAUGUGGUGGCUGACAAUGUCACCAUAGCUGCUAGGUUGGAAGGAAUCUCCAAUGACCCCUUUACUGGAAUCUGCAUUGCCAAUGUGACAAUUAAUAUGGCAGCCAAGGCCAAGAAGCAGCCAUGGGCAUGCACUGAUAUUGAAGGGAUCACAAGUGGGGUGACUCCCAAGCCAUGCAAUUCUUUGCCUGAUCAAGGGCCAGAGAAAAUCAAAGCAUGUGAUUUUCCCCAAGAGAAUCUACCAAUUGAUAUGUUGGAGCUUCAGAAGUGUGUUUACAAGCAUUAAGCAUGCAUGACUACACUUGUUUUAAGAUGCGUCUUAUAGAUUUAUUUAAGGCUAAUCUUUUCCCAUUUCAUCCAGAAAUCAUUGCUCAAGAUGAGAAAUGAAUUUUCUGUCUAGUAAUGAAACAAUUUUUUUUUCUCUACAAGUUGAUUUAAGAAAUGGCUUUAUGGUUCUUAAAGCCUAAGCAUUAUGCUGUUGCAUUAAUCAAAUUUUGCUAGUUCUGUU